Rana temporaria (common frog) is the source of this 1310-nucleotide messenger RNA. RefSeq names its product myb-related transcription factor, partner of profilin-like. The coding region runs from base 179 to 1231 and encodes 350 amino acids. Gene Ontology annotation, biological process: regulation of transcription by RNA polymerase II. The transcript has 6 exons. NCBI's taxonomy places the organism in Eukaryota, Metazoa, Chordata, Amphibia, Anura, Ranidae. Gene Ontology annotation, cellular component: nucleus. The record is from RefSeq and is a predicted model, not a curated record. Gene Ontology annotation, molecular function: DNA-binding transcription factor activity, RNA polymerase II-specific; RNA polymerase II cis-regulatory region sequence-specific DNA binding.
AGCAGGUGGUUUUAUUUAUUUUUUAAAUGCUCAUCAAAUUGAAUUGAUAAAAAAAGGCAUUUUACAAAUAUAUAUGUUGUGUCCAAAAACUCCCAUAUGUGUUAAUAAUGGUACAAUCCAGUUAAGUUAAGUUACUGUUAAACUAUUAAGCAUUUGAGGGUAUAAGAUAGGAAGCAAGAUGGAGGGUCUGAAAAAAAAGAGGGUUGCCAAAUUUACAUACACACAAAAUUGCGUGCUUGUGUCACGUGUUGUUAACAACUGGGAUCGGCUUUAUGGUCAAAGAUCUCAGAUGCUGUCGCAAUCCAAAAAGGAUGCUAUAUGGAGUAGCAUAGUGGAACAAGUAAAUGCAUCCGGGGAUAUCGCACGAACCAUCAGCUCCUGCAAACGCCGCAUGGUGGAUAUAAAAAAUCUACUAAAAAAAAAAAUGACCGCCGUUGCAAAGCACCAAAGAGGCACAGGAGGAGGCCCACCAGUGGAUGUGAAUUUCACUAUAUACGAGGAGGAAUUAAAGGGGUGCCUUGGGCCAGAUACCAUCCUUGGAGUACCAGGAGAAUAUGACUCCGAUACCCAUAUGCUACAAGAACCAUUAAAUGAGGAAGAGACUGCCAACGACCACGAGGUGCAACCCGUGCAAGAGGGAGAUCACACCCUAAUGCUGUUUACUGAUGACGAUAGCACUCAAAUUUUGGUGGAGUAUGAAGUGAUGGAGGAUUCAAACCUGUGUGCUCCUGAAGAAGUGCAAAACGAAGAGGAUCCACAACCUGGACCGUCACAUCCUGCAGAUCAGCUGGAAAAUGUAACCCACAAUAAUGAUGGAGCAGUGGAUGCUGUACCUCUAACAAAUCAAGAAGAAGAAAGGGUGGAAGUCGCACCAGCUAUUAAUUCGUCUUCUGGCCCUAUACGGGUUCCAAGAGGAAGGAGAAGGCGGCAAUUGAUAGCUGACAGAGUAGAGGCAGCUGGUAAUGCCUCUGUUCAGUUAGAGCAAACAUUACAUUCAUUAAGGGAAGGUUUAAGGGAUAGACAAACUACCCAAGAUUCGAUUUUGACCUCCAUUGUUGGAGAAAUGAGGCGGUCCAAUGAAAACAUGGAGCGUCUUACUACGGCAGUUUUGCAGCAGCAAAUAAUUUUCAAAGAGAUGCUAGAAGAGCAUAAAAAAAUGUCCCUUGCUCUUAUGCAUCUGGUUGGCCAUAUGACGCUACCACCCCAACAACUGGCCCGAAUGGAUGAUUGAAACUAUGGUAGGGAUCCCUUGAAUAUUUGAAGGCAUCGAGGGUUUGUUUACCCUAAAUAGCUUCCUUUACCUUAGUGCA